Molecule: messenger RNA, 3420 nt
Organism: Vitis riparia (riverbank grape)
Lineage: Eukaryota; Viridiplantae; Streptophyta; Magnoliopsida; Vitales; Vitaceae
Exons: 19
Coding region: 392-2953 (853 amino acids)
Source: RefSeq, a predicted model, not a curated record
GGCAUACUGUAGAUUCAUGUGCAACCUCUCCUCUCAUCCCAUCACCACCCUUCUAUUUUUAGGACAUUUCUCUGAAACCCUAGAAUCCCAAACCAGGAUGCAUCUGAAUUAUGGAUAGUUUUUAAGAUGACUUGAAUGCGGUUGAAUUUCUUUAGGAAAUGGGUACCUGCGCAUUUUGAAUGUCUUUGUGAUUUGGGUAUGGGUGGGAUUGAGAAUUGGCAAUCAUAAUAAAGAAAUUUAAUUCGAGGUUUGUUUAUGUGGGUAAUUUAAAUUUGGUUGAUGUUUGGAGAAUGAGCUGAAAUUGGUUACAUAGUGCAGAUGUUAAUCUGGUGUGGAAUAGGAGUUCAUGUUGUAAAAUUUUGUGGAAGGUGUGAUUAAAUUGUGAAUAAGCAUGGAAGAUGAGCUAAGGGUUGAUAAAAUGGAAAGAACAGAAGAUGCUGGUGAGCUAAGUGGUGUUAAAAUGGAAAGAAAAGACGAUGCCAAUGAACUACAGGGUGUUAAAAUGAAAAUAAAAGAAGAUGCUGAAGCACCGGAUGACCAUUCAUCAUCAACAUAUCGGGUCUUGCAGCAUAUUUCAGAGGAAGCAGUUAGAGUGGCUGGUGGAGCAAUAUAUAGUGUUUACCCAGGCAGUUCAAACAUGCCGCCGCCAGCUUUGGGUCCGGGGCACAAACGAAGUCAAAGUGAAGUUGUGACUGGUAAGCACAGGCGAAGUAAUAGUUUCCAUAGAUGGAAGUCUCAUAUGCAGAGGGCUUUGCGAUGGGGUAGCAAUCCACAAGAUCAAGGUUCCCAGUCAACAUUCAAUCCUGAAAUAUUGGCUAACCAGAAGCGUCAGUGGUAUCAGCUUCAUUCUAAAACUCCGGAUAAUACAAACUAUCAGGAGCCUACGUCACUUUUUGAGCACUUUAUUAUUGUGGGUCUUCAUUCAGAUGCUAACCUCAACAUUGUGGAGGAUGCAUUUGCCAAAAGGAAGAAGUGGGAGUCAGAUAUGGCACAAUCUGAAGUAGAUUUGAAAGAGCAAUGGGGGCCUUCAAUUCCAACACUAGAGCCUCAGAUACUUUUUAAAUAUCCUCCUGGGAAGAAGUUAGCUCUCCGUAUGAAGGAUUUAGCUGCCUUCUGUUUUCCUGGAGGCAUCAAGGCACGUGUAUUGGAGAGAACUCCCUCACUAAGUGAUCUAAAUGAACUUGUUUAUGGACAGGAGUAUUUAGGCAGGGAUGAUUUAUCAUUUGUUUUUUCUCUCAAGGUGGCAGACAAUGCAACACUUUAUGGUGUUUGCUUACUUGUGCCAGAAAUUGUUCAGAAGGCACCUGCUAUCCUAGGUGCCUCAUCACCCCUUUCACACCGACCUGGAGGAAGCUGCCAUUUUUUGGUUUCUGCACCUCGCUGUUAUUGUCUGUUAACAAGGAUCCCUUUCUUUGAGUUACAUUACGAGAUGUUGAACAGUAUAAUUGCACAAGAGCGCCUGAAUCGGAUAACACAUUUUGUCAAUCUGAUUUCUCUCCCUGAUCACAUCUCAUCAACAUCCAAGCAACAUGAUCAAAUGGAUGAGAAAAGUGAUUCCCCUGACAGGGAGUGCUCUACUGAUUGGAUGGCUUAUGCAAUACCUCUUAACAGUGCACUAGCUGUUACAGCUGCUGCUGCAGGCAUUAUAUCAGAUGAUGAGCUCCCAUCCUCUUCAUUGAGAAUGUCAGAACCUCCAUCUACUGAAAGUGUUACUGCUAAUGAGGCUUCAGAUUUUAGUGAAGUAAAGGAAGUAGAUAAGGAGGCUGGACAGAAUUUGCAAUAUCUUGAUGGUUAUGCUUCUGAAACCUUGGAACCUCAAUUUGAUGGUCCAGAAAGAAUGAAUGGAAGCUAUGAACAUGGCCAAACUGAUUCUGAUAUCAGGACAUUUUCCUGUCCUAAGAAGCACACGUUGGAGCACCUUGAUAGUUCUGAAUCCUUGUUCAGUUGUGGGAAAGGCAUGGGAUCAGAGGAUGAAGAUGAUGUUUUUCUAGGCCUUGAAAAAGAUGCUGGGGAUGAUGUAAUAAUGGAUUGGGCAAAGGAGCAUCAAAACGAUUUGCUACAGAUAGUUUGCAGUUAUCAUGCUCUGCCACUUGCCCCUCGAGGAAGUAAGAUAGUUUUUCAGCCCCUCGAACUUCUGCAGGCCAUUGAGUAUAAUCGACCUCCAAUUUCUGCGCAUUUCAUAAGAUUGCAUCCUUCACUGAAACCUGCUGAGGCCAAUGUCAAGUUAGCUGCUGCUGAGGAAGCUCUUGCACUAUCAAUAUGGACAACAGCAACAGUUUGUCGAGUUCUCUCCCUUGAAAGUGUUUUGGCAUUGCUUGAAGGAGUAUUGCUGGAAAAGCAAGUGGUAGUAACAUGCUCAAAUCUGGGUGUUCUAUCGGCCACAGUGUUAUCUCUUAUUCCCAUGAUUCGUCCAUUUGAAUGGCAGAGCUUAUUGCUUCCUGUUUUACCGAGGAAGAUGUUCGAUUUUCUUGAUGCCCCUGUUCCUUUCAUUGUAGGCAUACAAAAUAAAAUAUCCGAUUUGAAGAUGAAGACUUCUAAUCUUGUUCAUGUUGAUGUGUUUAAGGAUCAGGUGAAGACGUGUUGCUUGCCUGCCCUUCCUCGACAUAAAGAGCUUGUUUCUGAACUAGGUCCACUACAUGCUAAGUUGGCAUGUCAGAAUUCAAUUGCUAAAAGGCAUCCUGUAUAUAAGUGCAAUGAAGUGCAGGCUGAAGCUGCUGCCCAAUUUUUGCAUGUGAUGAGGCGCUACCUGGAGUCAUUUUGUUCAGAUUUGAGAUCUCAUACAAUCACUAGUGUACAAUCAAACAAUGACAGGGUUUCAUUACUUCUCAAGGAUAGCUUUAUUGAUUCCUUUCCCAAUAGGGACAAACCAUUUAUCAAGCUAUUUGUAGAUACACAACUAUUCGCUGUUCUAUCAGAUUAUCGUCUGUUAUGCUUUGAGAAUGAGCAUGCCUAAACUGUACCAAAUACAUCAUUUCACAACUUAAAGAUGCUAGCCCAGAAAUUCAAUGGAGAAAGCAGGUAAGGAAGUGUGAAGGAAACAACUUCUGUUGCUACUAAUAGUGACCAUCCGACUCUUUCAUCAGUCUUAAACAUUCUCGACGCCAUUCAUGGUGGUUUGACAUGCAGCCAAAAAGGCUGCAAAAUUGAUUUUUGUGAUGUAAUGUUAUACUAAUAAUUGCAGAUGCCUUGUACUGAUGAACAGCCUGUUGUACUAACACAACUGGUCAUUAUCCCAAUCUUUUAUGAGGGAGAUGAUGUUGGGCUUAUCAAAGAUCAGCCUCUCUUCAAAUUCUUGUAAAUGUUGAUACCCCAAUAAAACAUUUUAUGAAGAAAUUGUUGUUCCUAUUCCCUCAUCUGAUUUGUUCUAACCUUGAGACUGUUUUGAUCAUUUAUGGCUUUAAUUGGCAACAUUUUGAAGUA